GGUACAUUCCGGAUGACUAGCAUACAAGAUGGCAGCUCAACUGGACGAUGAAUUUGAAGAUGCGCCUGAUGUUGAACCACUUGAACCUACUUUAAAGAACAUUAUAGAACAGAAAUCGCUCAAAUGGAUUUUUGUUGGUGGGAAGGGUGGCGUGGGCAAGACCACCUGCAGUUGCAGCUUGGCGGUUCAGUUGGCCGCGGUGAGGGAGAGCGUGCUCAUCAUCUCCACAGACCCCGCGCACAACAUCUCCGACGCGUUCGACCAGAAGUUCUCUAAGGUGCCGACCAAGGUCAAAGGUUAUGAGAACCUCUUCGCCAUGGAGAUCGACCCGAGUCUGGGCGUGGCGGAGCUGCCCGACGAGUUCUUCGAGGAGGAGAACAUGCUGAGCAUGGGCAAGAAGAUGAUGCAGGAGGCCAUGAGCGCCUUCCCCGGCAUCGACGAGGCCAUGAGCUACGCCGAGGUCAUGAGGUUAGUGAAGGGGAUGAAUUUCUCCGUGGUGGUGUUUGACACCGCCCCCACCGGUCACACACUCCGCCUUCUGAACUUCCCCACCAUCGUGGAGCGGGGACUGGGCCGGCUCAUGCAGAUCAAGAACCAGAUCAGCCCGUUCAUCUCCCAGAUGUGUAAUAUGCUGGGCUUGGGUGAUAUGAAUGCAGACCAGCUUGCCUCUAAACUGGAGGAGACCCUUCCCGUCAUACGCUCUGUCAGCGAGCAGUUCAAAGACCCGGAGCAGACGACAUUCAUCUGUGUGUGUAUCGCCGAGUUCCUCUCUCUGUACGAGACGGAGCGCCUGAUCCAGGAGCUGGCCAAGUGCCGCAUCGACACGCACAACAUCAUCGUCAACCAGCUCGUCUUCCCCGACGGAGACCGGCCCUGCAAGAUGUGUGACGCCCGGCACAAGAUCCAGUCCAAGUACCUGGACCAGAUGGAGGACCUGUAUGAAGACUUCCACAUUGUCAAACUGCCCCUGUUGCCCCACGAGGUGCGGGGGUCAGAUAAGGUCAACACCUUCUCCAAGCAGCUCCUGGAAGCGUACAUCCCUCCCAAAAAGUGAUCCCCUUCCACCCCGCCCCACCUCCAGUGACCUUUGACCUCCGAUCCAUGACCCCCCCCCCCCCGCCAACUCCCUCUGGCCCGCGCGGCUUUCGGUCGAACAGACAGACAGCAACACAACAACACAACAACACAACAACACAACGACACAACGACACAACAACACAACACAGCAACCUUGACCUUCGACCCAACACUGAGCAACACAGAGCAACACUGGUCCUAAGGAGCUCAACUCUACUGGAGAAUAUCCACCCACAACAACCACAGGACUACACGCUCUCCUCUCUCUCUCUCUCUCUGUCUCUUUUUCUCUCUCUUUCUUUCUUUCUUUCUUUCUUUCUUUCUUUCU
Messenger RNA from Clupea harengus (Atlantic herring), 1405 nucleotides. Its product is annotated as guided entry of tail-anchored proteins factor 3, ATPase. Gene Ontology annotation, biological process: tail-anchored membrane protein insertion into ER membrane. The record is from RefSeq and is a predicted model, not a curated record. Gene Ontology annotation, molecular function: ATP hydrolysis activity; ATP binding. Gene Ontology annotation, cellular component: GET complex. The coding region runs from base 29 to 1054 and encodes 341 amino acids. The transcript is spliced from 7 exons. Lineage: Eukaryota; Metazoa; Chordata; Actinopteri; Clupeiformes; Clupeidae.